AUGGACUACAACCUCACCAAGAACACUGAAGGUGAUUUUUCUACAACAUCGAGGCCCCUUCCUUAUGAUUCCGAACAAGUUGUCACCCGAGGGCCUGAGGCAGAUGGGUUUGUUGGACCUGAUGAUUUGCCAGACACCAUAGCACGUGGGCACAAAGACACCUAUACUUCAAGCCCAAAAGCACCUGACUCUGCACCCCUCAUAGAAGAUGAAUUUGUGUAUCCUUCUUCGGAGCAGAGUGAAAGGAUCACAGAGCCGGCCCCGGCGUACGACGGAUAUGGAAAUCCGGUGUUACGGGAGGAUUAUCGACGGAUAGCGCAAGAGGGAGGCCCGAAUGAAUCAAAUCCAGAGGAAAAUGAACUGCAAGAAACUACCAUAAGACUUGUCGCCACAAUAACGGAUCCGCAAGACAGUACAAGGGCGAUGUCAACGCGUAGAUUCAAUUCGACGAUGUACAGGCCUACAGGCACUGGAUUCAAAUGCAAGACAAAGAAGCCGAAAUCGACAAGAGCGAGAACAACAAGGUCUCGGUGUGGGAAAAAGUGUCGGAGCGGAUCUGGCAAACGCAGUGGCUCAGGAAAGGGCAGAGGAACAGGUGGAGGGACAGGUAUAGGCGACGGCGGCGGCGGCAGCGGUGGUGGUGGUGGUGGAGGGGGAGGAGGAGGUGGUGGUGGUGGAGGUGGAGGUGGAGCCCUAUCACGAUUACGCCUUAUCUAA
This is a messenger RNA of Bacidia gigantensis, 717 nucleotides long. RefSeq lists its product as uncharacterized. NCBI's taxonomy places the organism in Eukaryota, Fungi, Ascomycota, Lecanoromycetes, Lecanorales, Ramalinaceae. Bases 1 to 717 code for a protein of 238 amino acids. The record is from RefSeq and is a predicted model, not a curated record. The transcript is spliced from 3 exons.